AUGUUCAGCGGAAUCGCAGGUGCGUUCCGGAGCAUCGGAGAGAAGACUGCGUCUCUUUUCGAAAGAAAGAAGAAGGAUGCCGAACAGAUUGCCCAAGAGAAGGCGGCUGAAGCCGCUCACGUGGUCGAAGAACAGGUGAAGAAGGCUGGGGAGCUCGUCAGUGGCGCAGAGAAGACUGCUGCUGAUGCUGCCAAUUCUGCCAACAAUGCCAAGCAUUCAGCAAUCGACGCACUGGAUAAGGAAUUGUCGAAGGUGUCCCUCGCUGCUGGAGAAGCUAAGGAUGCUGCUAACAAAGCCGUCGCUGAUGGCAAAAAAGUCGUUGAUACUACGAAAGAUACUAUUGCUACUACGGUUGAUAACACGAAAAAAGCCGCAGAAUCUGCAAUUAAUACAACCAAAGAUACAUUAUCAAACGUAGCACAAAGCACAGUAGAUAAAACUCAAAAAACUGCCCAAUCUGCUUUAGACUCUGGAAAAUCAUAUGCCGCUAGCGCUAAAGAUACAUUAGCCAGUACAGUAGAUACGACACAAAAAACCGCUCAGUCAGCUUUUGAAAGUGGUAAAACUUAUGCUACUAACGCUAAAGAUUCAGUAGCAAGUUCAAUUCAAAGUACAGUAGAUUCUACUCAAAAAACUGCGCAAUCCGCACUUGUUGCUAGCAAAGAUUACGCGACCAGCACUAAAGAUUCAGUAUCAAGUACUUUACAAAGCACAUUAGAUGCUUCAAAGAACACAACGCAAUCUGCAAUAGACGCUAGCAAGCAAUAUGCUACGAGUGCCAAAGAUGCUUUAGCCAGCACUAUUCAAAGUACAGUAGAUACAACACAAAAAACGGCACAAUCUGCGUUUGAAACUGGAAAAUCUUAUACAGCAUCUGCUAGAGAUACAGUGGCAGAAACCGUAGAUAGUGCACAAAAAUCGGCACAAUCUGCACUAGAUACGAGUAAAUCAUAUGUUGCAAGUGCAAAAGAUACAGUAGCAAAUACUGUACAAAGUACAGUAGAUUCUACCCAAAAAACAGCACAAUCCGCUCUUGAAACCGGAAAGUCAUAUGCUGCAUCCGCAAAAGAUUCCGUGGCAAAUACAAUUCAAAGUACAGUAGAUACAACACAAAAAACUGCUCAGACUAUGGUUGAUACUGGAAAAACUUAUGUAUCUAACGCUAAAGAUACUGUAGCAGAUUCUGUCAAUAAAUCUAUUGAGGAAACUAAGAAUAUUACAAAUUCAGCCGUAGAUACCACUAAAACGUAUGUGGAUAACGCAAAAGAAACUGUAGCAAGCACAGUAGAUAGUACCAAAAAAGCCGCUGAGCAUACUGUAGAAACGGGAAAAUCUUACGUGGAUUCUGCAAAAGAUUCAGUACAAAGCACAGUUCAAAGUACAAUAGAUAGCACUAAAAACGCAGCUUUUUCUGCUGCUGAGAAGGGAAAGAGUUACGUUGACACAGCUAAAGAUACAGUAGCAAGCACUGUUCAUACCACAGUAGAUAGUACUAAAAACGUAGCUUCAUGUGCGUAUGAUAAGGGAACAACUUUCAUUGGAGGAGUGAAAGAUACUGUAGCAGGCACUGUUAAUACAACUGUAGACACAACUAAAAAUGUAGCAGCAUCAGCUGUUGAUAAGGGCACAUCCUUAGUAGGCGCAGCUAAAGACACCGUAGCCAGUACAGUAGAAUCAGCAAAGAAUGUAGCAGCUUCCGCCGUCGAUAUGGGAUUUGCUGCUGUAGGUAGCGCUAAAGAAACGGUAGCCAGUACUGUACAAUCCACUGUAGAUACCACUAAAAAUGUAGCAGCAUCGGCUAUUGAAAAGGGAACAUCCCUAGUAGGCGCAGCUAAAGACACUGUAGCGAGUACAGUAGAUACAGCAAAGAAUGUAGCAGCAUCAGCUGUAGAUAAAGGUGUAACUGCUGCUGGGAGCGCUAAAGAUACCGUAGCAAGUACUGUACAAAGCACUGUAGAUACAACGAAAAAUGUAGCGGCAUCCGCUGUCGAUAAAGGCGCGUCACUGGUAGAAGCUGCCAAAGGCACUGUCGCAAGUACAAUAGAUACAACUAAAAAUGUUGCGUCCUCAGCCGUAGAUAAGGGAUUUUUAUUAGUUGGCUCAGCUAAAGAAACGGUUGCCAGCUCUAUAGAAACCACUAAAAGCGUAGCAGCAUCUGCUGUUGAUAAAGGCACAUCUCUAUUAGGAGCUACUAAAGAUACUGUAUCUAGUACAGUACAAAGCACUAUAGACUCUGGCAAGAGUGUAGCUGGCUCGGUAUGCGAUAAGAGUGUUUCACUUGUAUCUGGUGCUAAAGAUGUAACAUCUUCGGUGGAGGAUGCUGCUGCUGCGCACACUAAAUCCUUCUUUGAUAGUUCUAAAGAUACGAUCAACGCUACCGUAGAUUCGACAAAGAAGACCGCAGUGGAGGCAAAGGAUCAAGCUCUGAAGGCCGCUGAAGACGCUAAGGAAAAAGCAAGAUCAGCCGCUGAAGCUGCCAAGGAAGAAGCUAAGAGGGUUGCCAACGCCGCCGUAGAAGAGUCUAAGAAGGCAGCAGAGAAGGCAGCAGCAGACGCAAGUAACGCAGUCCACAGCACCGUAGACAACACAUUGAAGAGAGUGGAGGGUGCUGCAGACCAGGGCCUGAAGAACGCUGGGCAGGUCGUAGAUUCUAAGAUCAAGAACGCUGACAAGUUCUUGAGUGAGAAACGUGAUGCGUUGGUAUCAAAUAUGUCUCACGCGGCUCACGAUGGUGCUGAGGGCGCCGCCGGCCUCCUCAGCAAGGGCCUCGCUGCUUUCCCCAAG
Messenger RNA from Brenthis ino (lesser marbled fritillary), 2784 nucleotides. Lineage: Eukaryota; Metazoa; Arthropoda; Insecta; Lepidoptera; Nymphalidae. The record is from the annotation of a GenBank genome assembly.